This is a messenger RNA of Linum tenue, 267 nucleotides long. NCBI's taxonomy places the organism in Eukaryota, Viridiplantae, Streptophyta, Magnoliopsida, Malpighiales, Linaceae. The record is from the annotation of a GenBank genome assembly.
GACUCCCCUCUCCCUUCGUUUCUUUUUCCCACGCCCUUCCAAUUUGGUUUUCCCAAAAACCACGCCGCCAAAAAUCCUUGCCAGCGCCUGCACGCAGCAACAGCACGAGGCCGAGCAAAGAGGAAGGAGGAGGGGAAAAAAGGGGAAUCGAGCGUCGGGUUCCCUUCUCCCACCGCCGCCCCUGUUCCCGAUUCCGAUCUCAUCCCUUUCGCGUUUCUAGCGGUGACGUUGAGGGUUCGAUCAUCGAUCAGCGAGGAGAUCAACGUC